This is a messenger RNA of Melitaea cinxia (Glanville fritillary), 2316 nucleotides long. It is a transcript of the gene Hex-A, whose product is annotated as hexokinase type 2. The record is from RefSeq and is a predicted model, not a curated record. Gene Ontology annotation, biological process: glucose 6-phosphate metabolic process; intracellular glucose homeostasis; glycolytic process. Gene Ontology annotation, cellular component: mitochondrion; cytosol. The coding region runs from base 160 to 1515 and encodes 451 amino acids. Gene Ontology annotation, molecular function: ATP binding; D-glucose binding; fructokinase activity. The transcript has 9 exons. NCBI's taxonomy places the organism in Eukaryota, Metazoa, Arthropoda, Insecta, Lepidoptera, Nymphalidae.
UCGUCAGUCUGUAGGUAACAAGCACUUUCGACGGUCGUAACGUUCGCAACGAUCGUCAAUUUGCUUUAUUCUUAUUAUUAUAUUACAGCUUUGGCAACUUAUACACAUACUUUGCGCAGUGUUUUAAAAAUCGUAAAGCUUUCGUACAUAAAAAUAAAAAUGGGUAUGGCCACAAAUCAUUUACCUCAGAUUCGCGAGGAAUGCGAAAUCUUUCACCUAUCGGACAAAACACUCCGGGAGAUAAUGCGCAGACUUCACAAUGAACUACUUAGAGGACUCGGCAAAGAUACACACGCGAAUGCUAUUGUAAAAUGCUGGAUUACUUACAUACAGGAUUUACCCAAUGGAAAAGAACGCGGGAAGUUUUUGGCUUUAGAUUUAGGAGGAACCAACUUUAGAGUGUUAAUAAUUAAUCUAGGCGAAAAUCACUUCGACAUGCAGUCGAAAAUAUAUGCUAUUCCUAACCAUAUCAUGACCGGUACUGGCAUUGCUCUCUUCGAUCAUAUUGCAGAGUGCUUAGCUAAUUUUAUGAAGGAACAUAAUGUAUAUGAAGAACGUUUAGCCCUUGGCUUCACUUUCAGUUUCCCACUUAAACAGCUGGGCUUAACCAAAGGGAUCUUACAACGUUGGACCAAGGGCUUUUCUUGUUCCGGGGUAGUUGGCGAAGACGUUGUUCAAGGGCUCAAAGACGCUAUUGCUAGGAGAGGGGACGUACAGAUAGAUAUAUGCGCUAUACUGAAUGACACGACGGGUACAUUGAUGUCUUGCGCGUGGAAAAACCACAACUGCAAAAUAGGCCUCAUCGUUGGUACGGGAAGUAACGCGUGUUACGUGGAAAAAACGGAAAAUUGUGAGUUAUUCGACGGGGAACCAGGAAAACCAGAUUUACUCAUAAACACGGAAUGGGGUGCGUUUGGAGACGACGGAGCUUUAGACUUCAUUAAGACUGAGUUCGAUCGAGAUAUCGACAAUAACUCGAUAAAUCCCGGAAAACAGAUCCAAGAGAAGAUGAUAUCGGGAAUGUACAUGGGCGAACUUGUUCGUCUAGCGUUAGUGAAGUUCACAAAAAUGGGCUUGCUGUUCGGAGGACGCGGCUCAGAUCUACUGUUCCAAAGAGGAAGCUUUUAUACCAAAUACGUGUCUGAAAUAGAAUCGGACAAACCCGGAGACUACGCUAGCUGUAUGGACGUCCUGGAAGAAUUAGGGCUGUCGCACGCGACGGAGGCGGACAUGGCGGGCGUGCGGCACGUGUGCGAGCGCGUGUCGCGGCGCGCCGCGCACCUGGUGUCGGCCGGCAUCGCUACGCUGCUCAACAAGAUGGCGGAGCCGCACGUCACCGUCGGCAUCGACGGCUCCGUCUACCGCUUCCACCCGCACUUCCACGCGCUCAUGUGCGAGAAGAUCGCCGCGCUCGUCGAGCCCGGCCUGCAGUUCGACUUGAUGCUGUCGGAGGACGGCAGCGGGCGCGGCGCGGCGCUGGUGGCCGCUGUGGCGUGUCGCCAGGCGGCCGCGUAGGCGGCGCGGCCACGCUUUUAUACUUUUAUACAUCGGCGGUGGCGCCGGCAAGCACGGGCAACCACGGGCAACCACUGGCAACCACAGGCUACCGAAGGUGACAGGCGACCGCUAGCCCCCGCCCCCGUGGAGCCUCGCACGCGUGUGUCAAGUGUAUUCCUCGUUGUUAUGAUUUUGAUUUAGUUUUUAUUGCGUGUUUGCACCGUACUGGGCAAAAAAUGGAAGCGAAUGAAGCUAUUGCCUGAGGCCCGAUUGCCCGGGAUCGAGUUAGUGGCCCGUAAUAUGCGCCUUAGGUUGCGUAUCGAAGUCUUUUGAGUAGCAAAUUAGCCAUAGAUAUUUUAAAAAAAACCCGGCGAGUCUUAUCUCAAUAAGAGGGGUUCCGUAUCACUACCACACUUGUGUGUAAUUUUAACAUGAAAAUCGGCGAAUUGUGCGUUUAUUUUUAACUUAAUUUCAUUAUAACGGCCAUAGUAAUUACAACUGUAAAAAAUCAGAAUCCGCCCGUUACGAUUCAAAAAUAAAAUAAUAACUUGGAUUCUUAAGUACGGAACCCGUUUGGACGAUCUGUCGGGAUCAGGGAUCAGCUCUGUAUAUAAUAGGUUAGAUUUAUUGAGUUGUUUACUCGCAUAUGAGUAGAUAGAUUAAAAGUAUGGAAUUUCGUUAUAAAAAUUCGGUCUUUGUUUGUAAAGAAAUGCCGAAAUUGUCUUUGACCGUUUUUCAUCGCCUAAAUCCACUUAUUUUUUAGUUUAUUUAAGGCUAGAGACACUAAGAUUUAAAAAUUAAAAUAUUAGUAAAUGUGUA